Molecule: messenger RNA, 2767 nt
Organism: Phodopus roborovskii (desert hamster)
Lineage: Eukaryota; Metazoa; Chordata; Mammalia; Rodentia; Cricetidae
Gene: Loxl3
Product: lysyl oxidase like 3
Exons: 14
Coding region: 90-2354 (754 amino acids)
Biological process (GO): inflammatory response; peptidyl-lysine oxidation
Cellular component (GO): membrane
Molecular function (GO): protein-lysine 6-oxidase activity; copper ion binding
Source: RefSeq, a predicted model, not a curated record
AAAACUAAUCUCCGGGACCAGGACUCUGCUUCAGCCUCUGGAGCUCUGCCUAGGCGAAGAAGUGCCCACGCCCUGGGGCUCUGCCUGCCAUGAGACCUGUCAGUGUGUGGCAUUACUGCUCAUGGCCACUGCUGCUACUACAUUGGCUGUGCAGCUCCUGUGUGGGGUCUCCGUCCCCUCCCACUGACCCGGAGAAGAAGGCGGGAAGCCAGGGGCUGAGGUUCCGACUGGCCGGCUUUCCUAGAAAGCCCUAUGAGGGCCGUGUGGAAAUACAACGUGCCGGUGAGUGGGGCACCAUCUGUGACGACGACUUCACGCUGCAGGCUGCCCACGUCCUCUGCCGGGAGCUGGGCUUCACAGAAGCCACAGGUUGGACGCAUAGUGCCAAAUACGGCCCAGGAGCAGGCCGCAUCUGGCUGGACAAUCUGAGCUGCAGUGGGACUGAAGGAAGUGUGACAGAAUGCGCCUCCCGCGGCUGGGGAAACAGUGACUGUACCCACGAUGAGGAUGCUGGGGUCAUCUGCAAGGACCAGCGCCUUCCUGGCUUCUCAGACUCCAACGUCAUUGAGGUAGAGCAUCACCUACAAGUAGAGGAAGUACGACUCCGGCCAGCUGUGGAGUGGGGCAGGCGACCCCUGCCCGUCACUGAGGGCCUGGUUGAAGUCAGGCUUCCUGAUGGCUGGGCCCAAGUGUGUGACAAAGGCUGGAGCGUCCACAACAGCCACGUGGUCUGCGGUAUGCUGGGCUUCCCUGGAGAGAAGAGAGUCAACAUGGCCUUCUACAGGAUGCUGGCCCAGAAGCAGCAGCACACCUUUGGCGUGCACGGGGUAGCGUGUGUGGGCACGGAAGCCCACCUCUCCCUUUGUUCUCUGGAGUUCUAUCGUGCCAAUGACACCGGCAGGUGCUCCGGGGGAAACCCAGCGGUGGUGAGCUGUGUGUUGGGUCCUCUUUACGCCGCCUCUACGGGGCAGAAGAAGCACCCACAGCCCAAGUCUCAGGGGGAGGCCCGUGUGCGCCUAAAGGGUGGUGCCCAUCCUGGAGAGGGCCGAGUGGAAGUCCUGAAGGCUGGCACGUGGGGCACAGUCUGUGACCGGAAGUGGGACCUGCAGGCAGCCAGCGUGGUGUGUCGAGAGCUGGGCUUUGGCACUGCUCGAGAGGCCCUGAGCGGUGCCCGCAUGGGGCAGGGCAUGGGGGCUAUCCACUUGAGCGAAGUGCGGUGCUCUGGCCAAGAACCCUCCCUCUGGAAGUGUCCCUCCAAGAACAUCACCGCUGAGGACUGUUCCCACAGCCAGGAUGCCGGUGUACGAUGCAACCUCCCCUACACUGGAGUGGAGACUAAGAUCCGACUGAGUGGGGGCCGAAGCCGCUAUGAGGGGCGAGUGGAGGUGCAAAUAGGGGCCCCUGGGCGCCUCCGCUGGGGCCUCAUCUGUGGGGAUGACUGGGGGACCCUGGAGGCCAUGGUGGCCUGUAGGCAACUUGGUCUGGGCUACGCCAACCACGGCCUGCAGGAGACCUGGUACUGGGACUCAGGGAAUGUAACUGAGGUGGUGAUGAGCGGAGUGCGGUGCACGGGGUCUGAGCUGUCCCUGAACCAGUGUGCCCAUCACAGCACCCACAUCGCCUGCAAGAGGACCGGAACCCGCUUCACUGCAGGAGUCAUCUGUUCUGAGACUGCCUCAGACCUGCUGCUGCACUCAGCGCUGGUACAGGAGACUGCUUACAUUGAGGACCGACCACUGCACAUGCUGUACUGCGCUGCUGAAGAGAACUGCCUGGCCAGCUCCGCCCGCUCGGCCAACUGGCCCUACGGGCACCGGCGUCUGCUCAGAUUCUCCUCCCAGAUCCACAACCUCGGAAGAGCCGACUUCAGGCCCAAGGCCGGACGCCACUCUUGGGUGUGGCAUGAAUGCCAUGGGCAUUACCACAGCAUGGACAUCUUCACUCACUACGACAUCCUGACGCCCAACGGCAGCAAGGUGGCCGAGGGCCACAAAGCCAGUUUCUGUCUGGAAGACACUGAGUGUCAGGAGGAUGUCUCCAAGAGGUAUGAGUGCGCCAACUUCGGAGAGCAGGGCAUCACCGUGGGAUGCUGGGAUCUCUACAGGCACGACAUUGACUGUCAGUGGAUCGACAUCACAGACGUGACGCCGGGAAACUACAUUCUGCAGGUGGUUAUCAACCCAAAUUUUGAGGUAGCAGAGAGUGACUUUACCAACAAUGCAAUGAAAUGCAACUGCAAAUACGAUGGGCAUCGCAUCUGGGUACACAACUGCCACAUCGGUGAUGCCUUCAGUGAAGAGGCCAACAGGAGGUUUGAGCGCUACCCUGGCCAGACCAGCAACCAGAUCGUCUGAAAUGCCGCCACCCUCGCAGCAAACUACCGCUGCCCCCCCACCCUGGGCCUCAGGAGCUUACCACAAGAAGCCCUGAUGUCAGCAGGCCUGCGACACUCAUCCACCUGUGCACUACAGAUGACAGACUGCUAUUGGACAGAAGUUGGCACCUCCCUUACUGGGUCAGCAGUCAGUACCUUUGGCCAGGCAUGGAGAAUCGGCCAAGAGACAGAAUGCACAGCACACAGAACUGCCCCAACAGGAAGGGGCCGCGGCUGGUUCCUUGAAUAGGAGGUCAGAAGAUCAGCUCCUGCAGCUCUCCUAAGUACCGCUUUACCUCUAGCCUUUUGAUGGGGGAAAAGAUCCAGCCCCCAUUUUUGACUGAAACAUGUUGCUAGGUAUAAUUUUAUUUUAUAUAAAAUGUGUUCUUCAGA